CAUCUGACUACCAGGUAAACUGGAAGCAAGCGCCGGUGGUUCUGACGCCUAUCUUUAUUGCAACCCGUUCCCUCCUGGCUGUUGGUCUUUCCUUCUGUAUUGUCUUCGUUGCUUCACGGCCACUUCCUGCUACAGAGUGUAAUAUCCAUUUUCUCUUAACAUCCGGGAUACAGACAGAAGAGAAUUGAUAUCCCACCAAUCCUCCCUUGUCCCAAUACUGCCAUCUUCUACUCAUCAAUAGAUCCAGACGUUAUUAAACCCGAUAAUCAUUCGUUGGACAACAGAGAAUACAUCGAACAUCAGAUUUUUUGUGUGCAUUGAGCAGUUUCAUCGUCCUACCAGAAAACCCACCUUUACAGUACACCUAUUCUAGAGUAAGUUCCGACAUCCUCACCGUAAAGUCGAUCUCUGACAUUUCAUAAGCCAUACCAACUCCCGAAAAAAUGGAUUUCGAAUGCUCCUGGACGGUUAAAAAGUACCAAAAGCUGGCCCGAGAAAUACUGAAAAAUAGAGACGAACAAUUUGUCUACGUCAAUGUCGUCCUGACUAAAAUCAUGCCUGGGAAGCAGCAUGCCGCUCUGCUUGUUAAAUUACCCGAUGCGGUGUUUAAUGCCUCCCUAAGUGCUGCCACUCCUCCUGCCACUCCUCCUUGCGGCCUCGAGAUGGGCCAUGGGCCCGGUUGGCUCCUCCCGGGUACAGUAUGCUUACCUGAUGAGAAAAUUUUGGACGCACUCAAGAAUGAGGUCCAUAAUACGCUGUAUGUACUCUUCCUGCCCGACUCUCCCCUUGCACAACAGUCACAGGCUAAUUCAAUGGGUGACAGUGGUUUAAGGAUUACAAAGUUCAAGUCGAAGAUCCAUAAGCAUGUCAUGAAUGUCGAGUAUAAUGGGACGCGAAACAAAGCCCUCAUCCUGACGUUCAGGGCUAAGUACAGCGAUACACCUAUAGUUAUCGGAGAGGACCGAUAUUCAGUGACGCGCUGGGCAACGGAAAUGGACUUGGGCCGUGUCCGGCUGUUCGAUAACAAGGUACUCCAAAAGAUCAAAAAGAUAUUACACUGUAAGGACCUUCCCUUCCUCGCCAUGGUACCGAACGUCACGCCUUGA
This is a messenger RNA of Xylaria bambusicola, 1106 nucleotides long. RefSeq lists its product as uncharacterized. The record is from RefSeq and is a predicted model, not a curated record. The transcript has a single exon. Bases 444 to 1106 code for a protein of 220 amino acids. Lineage: Eukaryota; Fungi; Ascomycota; Sordariomycetes; Xylariales; Xylariaceae.